Molecule: messenger RNA, 4351 nt
Organism: Struthio camelus australis
Lineage: Eukaryota; Metazoa; Chordata; Aves; Struthioniformes; Struthionidae
Gene: CEP85L
Product: centrosomal protein 85 like
Cellular component (GO): centrosome
Source: RefSeq, a predicted model, not a curated record
CAGGCGCGUAGCUUACCCGUAAUUACCACAAUUUCCUGUUACACUCAUUUGAAAAGACAAUGUUCCUGAGGAAGCUAUGAGGAGGGCAAAGGGACUACUUUUUGAUGGAAGAGCUCUGUUAUUGUUACUCUGACACACUGGAAAAAGGGACAGCUGCUCAUAAAAUCGGAUAGCGUGUUAGCUGGAAAAAAGUAGAGGUGACUACAGCAGGCUCAAGAACAAGUGAACUGAAGAGAUUUUUAAAAAGUCAUUCAACAUGGGCUCAGAUUAUUCCUCAGUGGGAUGGUUACCUGGUACUGAAUCCCUGUGGCAGUCCACAAGCAUUUCGUCAAGCAGUCAAAGCAAUCCUGUCAGAAGACACAGUAUAGCUUCCGACAGCGGGGACACUGGGAUUGGUACCUCCUGUUCGGAUAGUGUGGAAGAUCAUUCAACUUCAAGUGGUACAUCCUCGUUUAAGCCCAGCCGAUCACUGGUUUCUAUUCCCACUGCCCAUGUGAUGCCGUCUAAUGCCAGCGCUUCGCUUUCCAAGCACAGGGAAGCUUUCAAGUCUGAAGGCUCAAAAUGGAGUACAAGCUUUGUACGGUCGGGAGGAGGCAGAAAUCAGGGCGUCCUGGACAGUUCUCUUGACAUGAAAGAUGCAAGACCUGUAAGAAAAUGGUCCUCCUUGUCUAAACUCAGCUCACCAAAUACCUGCAGCCAGGAUGAAAGUAGUCAUUCAGCAGACUCCAGGGCUAGUACAGACAAAGCUAUGUCACCACAAUUAAGGACAAAUGGGCCAAGCUGUUUGCAUGAUAGCAUGGAGUUGCUAAAAAUUGAGGACAAAGAAACAGGGAAAAAACGAUCUUCCCUACUAGACUGCAAAUACAAAUUUGAAUCAUGCAGCAAAGACGACUUUGUUUCAGAUUCCUCAAGUAGGAGACAUGCCUUAGACUUGACCUACAGUGCCUUACCCGAAAGCAAAUCUACGGCAGCCAGCUGUGAAGCUUUUGGACCGAGAUAUGCAACUCUGGGACAACAGGCUGUGAGUGGAGUUCCCAUUCAGCCAGCAGUGAGGACUCAGAUGUGGCUUAAAGAACAGUUACGUGCAAAUCCCCUGGACUGCAGGAGUGCUGAGGAGUCGUACAGCGUAGCUGCGUGGCACGCGCAGCAGCUUGACGACUUCAGAACAGGCAGUGAACAGCCUGCGCAGGUGCUGACCGGAACAUCUCGUCAGAGUUACCCAGCUACCAGCUAUCGGGACUUCAGCAACUGGGAAUCUCUAAUGAAAAUAAAAGAAGGGCUGCUAAGACAGAAGGAGAUUGUAAUCGAUCGGCAAAAGCAGCAAAUUAACAAUUUACAUCAGAAGAUAAGGGAAAAUGAAUUACGAGCUCAACAUGCAAGACUGAGCCAUCUUGUGAACUGUGAAGAACCUUACAUGACUGAUUUUCAGCAACCACAGUAUGAGAGCACAUCGUUGCAACCUCAGUUUUCAGAAAGACCAACAUCGCACCUUGAGGAGCUUGAGCGAAAGAUUGCAGCAGCUGAGAAUAAGGAAUUACAACUCGGUGAAUUUCUUAAGCAAAUGUCAAACAAAUCUAGUGAGGAGAAAAAGAAGAUGGAAGAGAAACUUAAAACUAGAGACCGAUACAUCAACAGCCUAAAAAAGAAAUGCCAGAAGGAGUCUGAGCAAAACAAAGAAAAACAGAGACGAAUCGAAACCUUAGAAAAAUACCUGGCUGACCUGCCAACACUGGAUGAUAUAGAAGGUCAAACUAAACAGCUGCAAAUUCUAGAAGAGAAGAACAAGCAGCUCCAGGAAACUCUGACUGAGUUAGAGAAGAAGCUUGGAGAGACCCGAUCACAGUGCAGGGACAAAGAAUUGCAGCUGGUGUGUCAGAAGAAAAAAGAAAAAGAGCUGGUCACAACAGUGCAGAGCUUGCAACAGAAAGUAGAAAAAUGCCUGGAAGAUGGUAUUCGCCUUCCCAUGUUGGACACAAAGCAGCUUCAGAAUGAGAAUGAAUGUCUCAAAGAAAAGAAUGAGAAAGCCAGUAAGGUCAUAGACAAUCAGCAAAAUCAGAUAGCUGGACUGAUUUUAGACUUGCAGUCUAUGCAAGAGAAACUUUUGCAAGAAAAGUUGGCAGUUCAGAAGAUAACAAAUGAGCUUGAAGAAAAAGAAAAGAAUAUAGAGCGAUUAAAUAAAACUCUCUUUGAAAACCAAAGAUUGGUGGAAGAGAACGCCUCUCUGAGGGAGCAGAUACGGCAGGUGGAACAGGCCAGGCAGCCAGUCUCUGAGAAGAUGCCCAUAGCAGACCAGCUGUUCAAGGAAAUGUCCCAUUGUUUGUAUGACUUGAAAGCGCUGUGCAGUAUUCUUACCCAGAGAGCUCAGGGCAAGGAGCCCAACCUUUCCUUACUGCUGGGAAUCAGAUCGCUGAGCUGUUCAGCUGAAGAGAGUGAAAAUUACCACAGCACAGAAACUCUUUCGAAGAAGCUCUUGGAUGUUUGUCAGUUACGGAAAGAUAUUGAUGAAUUAAGGACUAUAAUGUCGGACCGUUACGCUCAGGACAUGGGGGACAAUUGCAUUACUCAAUGACAACAUUUCAUCUAGCAGCAAAUGACUUAUUAAACGCUGCUGUGUCACAGGUCUUUGCAUUUCUAUUAAGGAGCCAUAUUGGAAGAUUGCAAAUAGAGCUGCACAUGCAUAUCCGUGAGGAUUGUGCAUAUUUAAUCUUGGGAGUCAGGUGGGGAAGGGAGAGCCAUUGUUUGAAUAGAGUGGUACAAGCUACAAGAAAUCUUUCUCCAAACUACUGAAUGUGGGAACAAGCUGUGAAGAAUGUUUCGGUUGGAUACUUUGUUUCCUUCAUUAGGACUCAGUUUAUUACUUCAUGUGGUUUCUGGAAUGAGAGCAUCAAAAUUACUGUUUUGCUACUACUCUGUCCUUGCCAUUCAAACCUUUGAGGAAGGAAUCAUCUGUAUUUUGAAAUGGGAGCAAAGGGUCAAAGGAGCUAGAUCUGUAUGUGAUAAAGCCAGAGGCUUCUGCGACUGCACUUCAUUCUAGGAAUUGCAAUUGGAAUAAUCCUAGAGCACUACAAAAAAUGGCUACUCUUUUAAUCGCCUAAAGAAUUUGAUAGAGAAAAGGUGCCAUUUUCCCUAAUGGAUCUCAAGCAUGCUCUCCCAAUAGCAGAAGCAAAAACAAGUUUUAACUUCUUCAUGUGCAUGAAAUUCAUCAAAUUUAGGACUAUCAAAUCUUCCCGUUGUUUUCAAAAGUACGAAGUCUGUCAGAAACCCAGAGAAGCUGGGAGGUAAAAAAUUGUGGCAUGGGAUGUGGCUGUUUGGAAAAAAGAGUAGACUAUUUUAGUGUUCAUACCAUGCUUUUUUUCUUUUUUCUUCCUUCCUUUAACUCCACUUUAAAAUGUGGCUAGUCUAUAUAUGCAGGGUUCUGUCCCAGAAGGCCGCUGCUAAGAUGGUAAACAACUGCAAGCAUUUUUGACUAGAGCUACGAAACGGGUGUUUGGCACUUUGCAAAAUCAGGGCUCAGAACAGAAUGUUUCCGCUUACCGGUGUUGACUACUCAGUUAUCUGAAGACUGCAAAAUUUUCCACGUUGUUUGGGAUUUCUCAAUUCCUCCAUAUUUUUAGGAAGAGAUUACCUUUUAAAAAAAAGAUAAGAACAUGUUCCACAGUUUACUCAGUGAGUGUCACUUGGCAGUGCUAUUUGCCUCCUGCGGGACAGCUGGAAUACUAACCCCUCCACCAUCCGGCAGCAAUACUGAAGGUUAGCUCAGCAGUUGUGUGUGGCGUAAAAUAGCAUUUUACUGAAGGAAACAAAAAUCCGCGAAGAGCAAAACCACUCUGAAAUUACAUUACUAAGAAAAAAUAGGAGAGUCGACUAUAUGUGAUAUUUAAAGAAAGUUUGGAACGGCUGAGGUGAAAGUCAGUUGGUCAGCUGACCUGUAGCGUUGGUAACAGCAGAAAUCUUUGUUAGAAAGCCGAAUGGUUAGGACUAAGUAAAAUUCCUGUACCAAAUGAGUUAGCAUCUUCAGUUUUCUGAUGAUAUCGAAACUAAUAGGAGAAAAAGCAUAUAGCAAGGUAGACUAAAGUUACCAAUUUUAACUUGGCAAUGUUUCACUUUCUGUUGCAUGUUAAACAGUUACUCUUAAUGUUAUUUUUAUAAUUUAGUGAUUUAAAAAUUGUUUUUUUAACUAUAUGGACUUAUUUAUUCGACAGUAUUCUCUAUCCUGAACCUACAUCAUCCAGACUAAUCUGAAAAGUAGUGUUACUAUUUCUGUUAUUGCUUCACAGUAUGUUCAGGUAGAUUAACCUGACUGACCCACCGCCUUGCAAGCACUAAAAACUGUCUAAAUGAAAUCUCAAGU